Molecule: messenger RNA, 342 nt
Organism: Delphinapterus leucas (beluga whale)
Lineage: Eukaryota; Metazoa; Chordata; Mammalia; Artiodactyla; Monodontidae
Product: molybdopterin synthase sulfur carrier subunit
Biological process (GO): Mo-molybdopterin cofactor biosynthetic process
Cellular component (GO): molybdopterin synthase complex; cytosol; molybdopterin adenylyltransferase complex
Molecular function (GO): molybdopterin synthase activity
Source: RefSeq, a predicted model, not a curated record
AUGGUGUCGCGGUGCCAGGUGGAAGUGUUGUAUUUUGCAGAAAGUGCUGAAAUAACAGGAAUUCGCUCAGAGACCAUUUCUGUGCCACAAGAAAUAAAAGCAUUGCAGCUGUGGAAUGAGAUAGAAACGCGCCAUCCUGGAUUGGCUGACAUCAGAAAUCAGGUGAUAUUUGCUGUUCGUCAAGAAUAUGCCGAGCUUGGACAUCAGCUCCUCCUGCUUCAAUCAGGAGACGAAAUUGCCAUUAUCCCCCCCAUUAGUGGAGGAUAGUGCUUUUGAGCCACCUGGGAAAGAUAUAAAUGAAGUUGAAGAGAAAUCAAAAGAUAUAAUAAAAUUCACAUCUGA